Molecule: messenger RNA, 1389 nt
Organism: Colletotrichum gloeosporioides
Lineage: Eukaryota; Fungi; Ascomycota; Sordariomycetes; Glomerellales; Glomerellaceae
Product: Adenosine kinase
Exons: 3
Coding region: 1-1389 (462 amino acids)
Biological process (GO): purine ribonucleoside salvage
Cellular component (GO): cytosol; nucleus
Molecular function (GO): adenosine kinase activity
Source: RefSeq, a predicted model, not a curated record
AUGUCGUCCGUCACCGCCUCGGCCAGGUGUCUCACCAAGCACCGGCUGCUGGUGCCCCAGCUCAGACUCGCGGCAAUCUCACUCGAUGCAUCAGCGACAAGAACCUUUUCGACUCGCCCCACCAUCCCUGCCACCGUCCUCUCUUCGGCGAGCUCAGCUGCCCGCCCUCAAGCACGUUUCUCCCACCACCCCACCUCCUCCGACAGGUCCAACGCUGUUGACCCCACCAUCAUCUGCUACAGCACUUGCCGCCGGAGCACCAAAAUCAAAAUCUCUGAAAAGAGCUCCCCCUUCUCCCACCGUCUCUUCCACACCUCCUCCGUACACCCCAGAAUACCUCAAUUGAACAAAAUGGCCUCCAAGGAAUUCCGUCUUCUCUGCCUCGAGAACCCUCUGCUUGACAUCCAAGCAGUUGGCAAUGAGGCCCUCCUCGAAAAGUACGGCCUCAAGGCCAACGACGCCAUCCUCGCCGAGGAGAAGCACCUCGGCAUCUACGAGGACCUCCUCAACAACUACGACGCCAAGCUCAUCGCCGGUGGCGCCGCCCAGAACACCGCCCGCGGUGCCCAGUACAUCCUGCCCCCUAACUCCGUCGUCUACCUCGGCGGCGUCGGCGACGACAAGUACGCCGCUAUCCUCCACGAUGCGGUGAAGACCGCCGGCCUGCGCGUCGAGUACCGCGUCGACCCCAAGAUCGCCACCGGCCGCUGCGGCGUUGUCAUCACCGGCCACGACCGCUCCAUGUGCACUGACCUCGGCGCCGCCAACCACUACGACCUCGAGCACCUCACCCGUCCCGACGUCUGGGCCCUCGUUGAGGGCGCCCAGGCCUACUACAUUGGUGGCUACCAUUUCACCGUCUGCCCCCCGGCCAUCCAGAAGCUCGCCGAGGAGGCCGCCAAGAACAACAAGAUCUUCGCCGUGAGCUUGUCCGCCCCCUUCAUCUGCCAGUUCUUCAAGGACCCCCUCGAUGCCAGCGCCCCCUACUGGGACUACGUCAUCGGCAACGAGACCGAGGCCGCCGCCUACGCUGAGGCUCACAACCUUGGCACCACCGACCUCAAGGAGAUCGCCAAGGCCCUCGCCAACCUGCCCAAGAAGAAUGAGAAGCGCAAGCGCGUCGCCAUCGUCACCCAGGGCACCGAGCCCACCCUCGUCGCCGUCCAGGGCGAGGACACCGUCAAGGAGUACCCCGUCAAGCCUAUUGCCAAGGAGCAGAUCAACGACACCAACGGUGCCGGUGACGCCUUCGCCGGUGGUCUCAUGGCCGGUGUUGUCGACGGCAAGUCUCUCGACGAGUCCAUCGACAUGGGCCAGUGGCUGGCUAAGCUCAGCAUCCAGGAGCUUGGUCCUUCCUACCCCUUCCCCAAGCAGACCUACUCUGCUUAA